AUCGCCCGGAUCCGGAAGCGGCCUGGCGAGCAGGAUGGCGGCCAGCGGCGGCCCGGCGCCCGGAGGGGCAGAGCUGGUGCGGCUGAAUGUGGGCGGGCGCAGGUUCUGCACCUCCGCAAGACGCUCUGCUGGGCGCCGGACUCCUUCUUCUCCAGCCUCCUCAGCGGCCGCAUCUCCUCGCUACGGGACGAGACCGGCGCCAUCUUCAUCGCCCUGGGACCCCGACCUCUUCGGCCCCGUCCUCCACUUCCUCCGCUGCAAAGAGCUGGACCUCAGGGGGAGCGACGUCUCGCUGCUGCUGCACGAAGCCCAGUUCUACGGAAUCACGCCUCUCAUUCGCCGCCUGCAGUUGCACAAGGAGCUGGAGCGGUCCUCCUGCGGGAGCGUCCUGUUCGAGGGUUACCUGCCCCCCCCUUCUGUGUUUCCUGCCAAGCGGUGGAACCGCCACAGCAUCACGGGGGGACAGUUGGCUGCCCGGUCAGGCAACCCCCUAGUGCGCCGGAGCAACACCAUGCCCCCAACCUUGGCAUCGAGGCGAGUGGAGGAGAGGAGCCCGGCAGCCGGAGCCACAAAUGAUCCAGGCAUGGUUCGUCUUAUCUGCGGACAUCAUAACUGGGUCGCUCUGGCUUACGUCCACUUCCUUAUCUGCUACAAGAUGAAGGAGACCUCUGGCUGGCAGCUGGCUUUCUGUAGCCCCCGGCUGGACUGGGUAAUCGAGCGGGUGGCAUUAAAUGCCCGGGUGCUUGGUGGGUCCUUGGGUGAUAGUGACAAAAUGGUGGCUGCUGCCUCCUGCAGCGAAAUCCUUCUGUGGGCCCUUCAGCCUGACGGGAACGGCACUGAGAUUGGAGUCUUCUCCUUAGGGGUCCCCCUGGAAGGUCUCUUCUUUGUGGGCAGCCAGCUUAUUGCCACCAGCCACACAGGCAAGAUUGGCGUCUGGAACGCCGUCACCAAACACUGGCAGACUCAAGAUGUGGCUCCCAUCAACAGCCAUGAUGCCGCGGGCUCCUUCUUGCUCCUGGGCUGCCACAAUGGCUCCAUCCAUUAUGUUGACGUCCAGAAGUUCCCUCUGCGCAUGAAGGACAAUGACCUCCUGGUGACCGAGCUGUACCAUGACCCUGCGGAGGAUGCUGUCACCGCCCUCAGCGUCCACCUCACACCCAAGAGCAGCCACAGUGGAAACUGGAUUGAAAUAGCCUAUGGCACCAGUUCAGGGAUGGUGCGCGUGAUUGUCCAGCACCCGGAGACGGUGGGCUCGGGCCCCCAGCUCUUCCAGACCUUUGCUGUCCAUCGUAGUCCUGUCACCAAGGUGAUGCUGUCAGAGAAGCACCUCAUCUCAGUCUGUGCUGACAGCCACGUACGGACAUGGACGGUGACCCGAUUCCGUGGGAUGAUUUCUACGCAGCCAGGCUCCACCCCGUUGGCCUCUUUCAAGAUUCUGGCCCUGGACUCAGCGGAUGGGCAGGGGGGCUGCAACGCAGGCACAGACAUUGGGCCUUUUGGCGAGCGCGAUGACCAACAGGUGUUCCUCCAGAAGGUGGUUCCAGACGCCAGCAAGCUGUACGUGCGCCUCUCCUCCACCGGGAAGAGGAUAUGCCAGGUGUGCUCAGUUGACGGCUCAUCAAUCACGGCCUUCCUGGUCCAGGAGUGCGAGGGCUCCAGCCGCAUCGGCUCCCGUCCACGCCGCUACCUCUUCACCGGCCACAGCAAUGGCAGCCUCCAGAUGCGGGACCUCACCACCGCGAUGGAGAUGGGGGACCAACCGCCAGAUUGUGGUGGCCUCUCGGAGGAAGAGCUGCUCUCUGAGUUGGGGCAGUGUGACCUGGCCCUCACCCACACCCUGGAAACGAGUCCCACGGGGUCUUUCACGCUCUCCAGUACUUCUGGCCUCAGCUGCCCCCAGAACCGAGAUGUGGGCAGGACCUGCGAGAAGCCAUCGAAAGCCUCCCCAGCCAGGUUGGACUUCCAGCGAGGGGACGGCCACCGACCACAGCCGGGCGAGAACUUCUUGGACCGACCCUCCGAGGGCCAGCGGACCAGCCAUUCCCGGGGAGGGCUUUCUGCUAGCCUUCUGAGCCAAAGGCUGCCCAGCCCCCAUCCUGGCCCCCUGGAGCCCACCCUCCCCCUAGCCCCACCCAGAGUGCCACUCAGCGAAACCUCUUUCUGACCUCUGCUCGUGGUUGGGGAGCAAGGGAGCCAGCGGGGAUCCAUGCUGCUGCUGCUGCUGCUGCGUCCAGCCUCUCGCAACUCCGGUGGCCGGGAGCUCAGUGAAGUAGAGCCUGCCCACCCGGCCUCCUCCAGGGCUCCUGGAACUCCAGAACUCCAAAGCCCUUGCCGAGGCUCCUGGGGCCUUCAUCCUCCUCCUUUUCUCCUCCCUGGUGUGCAAGAGCAAAUUGCAUUGUCCCACGUGGCCUCUGCGAGGCUGCCCCUCCCUCCCUCCCUCCCUCCCGCUUGUGGAAAGCCAAAGAUAUUUAUGAGCCACCAGCCCCCUUCAGCUGCCUUGGCUGACUGGCUUCCCUUCCCUUUCUCUGGUGAGAUAAGCAGCAAUAAAUAUACCUGGAAAGAUG
Molecule: messenger RNA, 2564 nt
Organism: Thamnophis elegans (Western terrestrial garter snake)
Lineage: Eukaryota; Metazoa; Chordata; Lepidosauria; Squamata; Natricidae
Gene: SHKBP1
Product: SH3KBP1 binding protein 1
Molecular function (GO): protein binding
Source: RefSeq, a predicted model, not a curated record